Molecule: messenger RNA, 1649 nt
Organism: Erigeron canadensis
Lineage: Eukaryota; Viridiplantae; Streptophyta; Magnoliopsida; Asterales; Asteraceae
Product: SHUGOSHIN 2-like
Exons: 12
Coding region: 101-1282 (393 amino acids)
Biological process (GO): meiotic sister chromatid segregation; maintenance of meiotic sister chromatid cohesion
Cellular component (GO): nucleus; chromosome, centromeric region
Source: RefSeq, a predicted model, not a curated record
UCUCUUCUCCGUGAGAAAUAAUGAAAGAUAUACAUAUAAUAAUAUUCAUUUUGAUUUGAUUUGAUACUUAAAAAUUAGGGCGCAUUAUUAUAUGUAAAUAAUGGAGCACUUCUCUUUUCAUCAUCCAAAGAUGGACGUUUUUGUUGCAGAUAGGACAAAGGCGUCGGGAGUUGCAAAGGGUAAACCGAGGAUUGCAGUGAGGAAAACCCUUGCUGAUAUUAGCAAUAUUCCUCAGAGAGUUACUGCUUCGAGUGAAGUUAACAAGCCACGGCAAAGUUCAGACGCUACAAGACAGAUUAUCGAGCAACUUCAAAAGGAAAAUGCAGGACUUCUGAAGCUUUUGGCAGAUAAAAAUAAACUCAUUGAAUUGAGUGGAGCCGAGGUGCAAAAAAUGAGGGCUACUUUGCAGAUAGUGAAACAACAGAAUUUGCAACUUGCUCAGUCAAACAGCCAGAUUCAAGCAGAACUAAAUUUAGUCAGGGAAAUGCAAAAAUCUCUAAAGCAUGAGCUUGGUUGCAAAAGUGCCUUGAUUAUUGCAAAAAAUCUCGAGCUGGAGGGAAAUGCGAAAACCAACAUGUGUCAAAUAAAUGAAAAUGUUACUGGUAAUGUAACUGAGCCAGAGGAGAAAGAAGUGAUCCAAGUAGCAGAAAGUGACAAUGACAGCAGUAGAACGCAGAAAUCUAAAAGUUUAGUCCCUUCUGUUGAAAAGAUACAAGAUACUGAUGUCACUAAAGCGAGAAGGAUCCAAACUAGAAGGCAAUCUGCUAGGUUUAAGCUUAAUGAACCCAAACCUACUGAAUUAGCCAUUAAGAUAGAGAAUGAAGAUGGCUGUCCACCAUGUUCAUUACCGGAUGAUGAUAACAUGAAAGUAAAUGAUUCUAACUCAGUACCUUCAUCAUCUAAGAAGGAAAAUAUAGAAGGUUUAGUCCCUUUUGUUGACAAGAUUCAAGAUAAUGAUGUCGCUAAAGCGAGAAGGAUCCAAACUAGAAGGAAUUUUGCAAGGUCUGAGCUUGAUGAACCAAAACCUACUGAAAUCGCCAUUAGGAUAGAGAAUGUUGAGGAUCUUCCACCAUGUCCGUUACCUGAUGACGAUAAUAUGGUGAAUCAUUUGAAUUCAGUGCCUUCAUCAUCUAAAAAGGAAGUUACAGAAGGCGAUUCUCUUGAAGACAACAAACCUCAAGAACUUAGAAAGCCAUCUUUUUCAAGGCCCGUUCGUGAAGCAAGAAGGAAAGUUCAGUCUUACAAAGAAGUCAAUCUAGUUGUGAAAAUGCGAAGAGAGUGAGCAUUCUUUAAACUUGUUUUUACAUAAGAUGAUCAGGCUUGGAAUUGACCUGCAACAGUUUCAAACCCCUUUUAUAUCUGACAGUAUAUAUGGGUUGUGGAGUGGUCAGAAACCGGGUUCCUUAUUUAACAUGUCUGAUGAUAACUAGCUGAUCAGAAUUAUUGAAGAUAUAAUGAUAUAGAUUGCUAAAGCUUUGUUUGACUCUACAGUUUUUGUCAUCCAUUAUAUGUAGGGAUCUGAGCUGCUCAUCUGAAUUGUAACUGAAUUUUAGGUCUUAGGGUGUGUUUGUCAAUCAUGUAUUCAAUCAUCUUUGACAACUUGAUGUAAGAACACUAUUCACAAAAAUACUAUUUUAUUGAUAAUCAAA